CUCUCUGAUUCACUCUAUCGCGUGUUUGAGGGGACGGGUAGUUGGAGUAAGGAGUCGCCGGGUGGUAGCGCAUCACUACGCCUUUUCCAGACAAACAACGUCAAGUCAAGACUCAAGAGACGACUCCCGGCGACAACUUCUGUGAGACUAAACCACGCCACAACUGCGCCACAGUCAGGGCACAUUCUCCAAACGCCGCCGCGCUGCCGUCUGUCUCCACUAGCCACUUAGCAUCCUUCAGCUGAGGAUCAAGGUGUUGUGAGCAGCUAGCCUCCCAGCUAAUCACCCAGCAGCUCUUGCGCGGCGUGCCCUAGCGUCUGUAGCUCGGUGGAUGCUCGGGCGUUCCUCGGCGGAUCUCGUCCCCGUCCAGACCCACCGCGGAGCCCCCGGCGCGCCUGGACACGGCGUGUGCGUCGCGUUAGUUGACACCAUCACACCCAUCUCCCCAACCCCUUCACCUCUGCCCCUGCCCCUCCACCCGAAACACUGGAAAUCCACAAGCGGCCGGAGAACGGCGAAGGGCCGGGGAAGCUGGGGGUGGCAGCGCUACCGGACCCGCACGGAGUCGGCUCGGUCCCGGAGAAGCACGGCCGCGCGGAGACACCGACAGGCAUGGACGGGCUGGCUGUGGAAGUGCGCGGCUCCAACGGGGCCUUCUACAAGGGUUAUAUCAAAGAUGUCCACGACGACUCGCUCACGAUCGUCUUUGAGAACAACUGGCAGCCCGAGCGACAGUUGCCCUUCAGCGACGUGCGGUUGCCUCCUCCGGCAGACUACCACAAGGACAUCGGCGAAGGGGACGAGGUGGAGGUCUACUCCAGGGCCAACGAGCAGGAGCCGUGUGGAUGGUGGCUGGCCCGCGUCCGCAUGAUGAAGGGGGAGAACAAGAACAAAGAGAAGAAUUGUCAGCAGUUCUACGUGAUCGAAUACGCCGCCUGCGACGCCACGUACAACGAAAUCGUCACGUCAGAGCGCAUCCGGCCCGUCAACCCCAACAGUCCCUCGUCCAAAAACUCCUUCCACAAGGUGCCCAUCCCCGUACCAGAAGACCUACGAGACAUCUGUGCAAACGACAGCAUCCACAAAGACUUCAGGAAAGCAAUCGGAGCCAACUGCAUCUUCUACAGCGCCCAGACACACGAGCUCAUAGUGCUGUCGACAAAUGAAACCACAGUAAAGCGCGCGACCCUUCUGAGCGACAUGCAUUUCCGCAGCAUCCGAACCAAACUCAUGUUAAUGUCCAGAAACGAAGAGGCCACCAAACAUUUAGAGACCAGUAAGCAGCUAGCGUCGGCAUAUCAGGAAGAGGUGCGGGUCAGGGAGGACCUGAUGGGGCUGGCCAUCGGCUCGCACGGCGCCAACAUCCAGCAGGCGCGGAAGGUUCCCGGGGUCACGGCGAUCGAACUGGAAGAGGAGAGCUGCACGUUCAGGAUCUACGGAGAGACCCCAGAAGCCGUGAAACAAGCCAGAGAAUACCUUGAGUUCAAAGAAGACUACUUUCAAGUUCCCAGAAACCUUGUCGGCAAAGUCAUCGGCAAAAACGGCAAAGUCAUCCAGGAGAUCGUGGACAAAUCGGGGGUGGUGCGCGUCAGGAUCGAGGGGGACAAUGACAAAAAGCUUCCCCGUGAGGAGGUAGGCAGCCAACAGGGCAUGGUUCCGUUCGUGUUCGUGGGCACCAAGGAGAACAUCAGCAACGCUCAGGCCCUGCUGGAGUACCACGUGUCCUACCUCCAGGAGGUGGAGCAGCUGCGCCUGGAGCGUCUGCAGAUCGACGAGCAGCUGCGUCAGAUCGGGGUCGGCUACAGAGCUCCCCCCAGUGGCAGGAACAGCGGCCCCGGAGGCGACAGGGAGAAGGGCUACCUGACCGACGAGAGCAGCAACUCCCUCCACACCUCCCGCACCUACGGAGGCAGAGGCAGGGGACGCCGCACCAACAACAACCAGUACUCCGGAUACGGCACAAACUCUGAACAAUCCAAUGCGUCUGAGUCUGAGGAUGUGGAACGAGAACAGCGGCCCCGGGGCCUCGGUGGUGAUGAGCGAGGCUCCAGACGCGGCGGCCGCGGCAGAGGCUCCAGCUCAGGACGGGGCCGCGGGGGCCCAGUGUCCAAACCCUCCAACUCCAUCAGCUCAGUGCUGAGGGACCCGGACAGUAACCCGUACUCUCUGCUGGAGGGCGAGGGUGAGCUGGCCGACGGAGACGUGAGCGAGGGCGCGGGGGAGAGGCGCAGACGCUCCAGGCGCCGCCGCACCGACCAGGACCCCAGUGUGAUGGACGCGGGCGAGUCCGACGGCCAGGGCGGCCCCAGCGAGAACGGCCUCGAUGAAGAAGCCAGACCCCAGCGCCGCAACCGGAGCCGUCGUCGCCGUAACCGUGGCAACCGGCCCGAGGGAGGUUCAGCCAGCCGCGACAGACAGCCGGCCGAGGUGACAGUUGCUGAUUACAUAUCUCGCGCUGAGUCCCAGAGCAGACAGAACCUGCCCCAGAAAGAAAACCACACUGGACCUGAGCCCAAGGAGAACGGGACUAGCUCCAAGAAGGAUGAGCGGACGCCGUCCAAGCGCUCCCCCAGCAAAGGCAUGAACGCAGGCGGCGACUCCGGCCUGACCCUGGUCAACGGGGUGUCGUAAAGCACGCGGCCCGCCCGCCUCUCACAAACCUAAGUCUAGAGCAAGACUUCAUGGCAAACUCUGUCCCUGCUUGCAUUAACGUAAACCUUAAACAGAUGAGACAAAAUACUGAAUCCAUACUAUGAGAGUGAAAAAGUACAAAAAAACGACAAACGCAUCUACUUAAAACCACACGGUGUAUGCUAUCCUAUCUAUCAGUACUUAGUGCUUAUUUAAAAAAACAACUAGCUUGCCAAAAAAGAGCUGGUGGAUAUGACUUGAUUUUGAAAUACUGAAACACGAGAAACAGGACAAGACGUUUUUGUUCAAGAAAAUCUUUAUUUGUGUCUUUUAUUUUUGUUCAUUUUGUUCAUUGUUUAUCACUGGUUUGGACUUGGCGGUCACUCUCUCUACCGAACAGUGUUACAGGACGGAGAGGUGUGGGCUGUAGGGAGCGGCGCACGAGCGGGCGGUCCGAACGGGACGCACACUGAACCUGGGAGAUUGGAAUAUUAAGACAUUGUGCCUUGAAUUUGAAAAAAAAAAGAUAUAUUAAAAACAUUCUUCAUUAAGUUUGCUAUUGUUACUUAAGAGGGGAGAGGUUGUUCUUCCAGGGUUUUUUUUUUUUUGUUUUACGGAGAGAAAAAGGAAACGGACGAGAGAGGCUAGAGAAGCGGAGGGAGUGGCUGGCCAAGGUGGUGACUUAAAGAGGUGCCAAAAUCGGAAUAUUUGGGCACUUUCGGGGGGUAUGUACUGAUGUGCGGUUGCGUGUGAGAUUUGGCAAAAAGGAAAAACUGAGAGGUGACAAUUGGUAACGACUAGAGGCUUGUGCUGGUGACGCGACAACCACGAAGCCUACACAGGGUCCAAAAACAAACAAAAAAAGCGGCGCUGCUCGUAAAACAGGACAGGCUUUAGGAAAACAAAAAAACUCACGAGAAACCUAGAACUCGCCGCGCCUCCGCUCGGCGUCGAGGGAGGCAGCGGUCACAACAGUGUCUUGAAACUAUAGCUGUACUAAAAAAAAUAAAAACCACUACGGCAGAAGCAGACCGCCGGCCGCCUCUCCGGGGUCGCACGGCGCUUCGGGGAGGUCCGAGCGGAAAAGGCCCGAAAACGUGUGGGACGGCUUCAACGCGAGAGCCAAAAAACAAAAACAAAACUGACACAACCACAACGAAAACACACAAAAAAAACCCAACGAAAACACGGCCAUUCUAAACAGGUACGCACGCGAAUCACUCCGAGCGGUCGACGUUUAAACGGACUUGUCUCGUACCUCACGGACUGGGUUUCAACGGCGAGUGCGAGGGACUUUUGAAAAAAAAAAAAAUCUCAAUGGCUCUCUGCUCAUGUUGUUGUCUUGGUUACCGCUCUCAAGUUCUAUUUUUUUUCUUUUGUUGCUAUUUCCACAUCUUUAGAAAAUAAUAAUAAAAUCCAAAUGAAAUCAAACUCUUCUCUGGAGAUGAACUGUUGAUUUCUGUCUCGUGCAGUCUAUUUUUCUAACCUGCAUGGCGUUUGGGUGACAAAAAAAAACAAAAAAAAAAACGUGCCUGUCUUUGCGCAUGAUGGAGAAAAGAAAAAACAACAAAAAACGUCAUCUACUUAAAACUAAAGCCAUUGAUUCCACUCACUAUUAGAACUGCUGCUAACUCACACACUUGAAUGUCCCACUAACUUUGAAGAAAUUUGUGUUGACCCCUUACUUAACCGCUCAUCUGCUAAACGUCAGGAAAGAGACCUAAUAUUUUUUUUGUUAUGUUUUUGUUUCGCAUGGCAAGCAAGAGUGACCAAAGGUUCUCAAAACGGGAGAAUUGGGGCGACAUAGAUGCUGCUGUUGAACAUUCUGCUCACCUGUGUUGUUGGAAAAAACGAGUUUAAGUUUUUGUACCUGGGUUGGAGUUUGCAUGUGCGAGUGGACCUUUUUAUUACCUCAUUUUGUGACCUGUAUAUCCUGUGUCCUGUUUGGAAGCGUGUGUGUGUGUGUGUUUGCGUGCGUUUGCGUGUGUGUGUGUGCGCGUGCGUGUGUGUGUGCGUUUGCGUUUGGCGAGUGCUGGUUGUACAGUCGACUCCUCACUCUUUGUCAGAGUUUUUGUCUCACUCAUGUUCUGAUGGCAAUAAAGGACUUUUCAUUGUUUGGUAUA
Molecule: messenger RNA, 4754 nt
Organism: Boleophthalmus pectinirostris (great blue-spotted mudskipper)
Lineage: Eukaryota; Metazoa; Chordata; Actinopteri; Gobiiformes; Gobiidae
Gene: fxr2
Product: FMR1 autosomal homolog 2
Exons: 18
Coding region: 613-2631 (672 amino acids)
Biological process (GO): DNA damage response; regulation of alternative mRNA splicing, via spliceosome; regulation of mRNA stability
Cellular component (GO): axon; neuronal cell body; dendritic spine neck
Molecular function (GO): mRNA 3'-UTR binding; translation regulator activity; protein homodimerization activity
Source: RefSeq, a predicted model, not a curated record